AUGGAAAAUUCAUUUACGAUAACUGAUUUAACAUUAAGCGAGAUGAGUAAUACAACAUGGGCAACUGAAUACGGAGAUAAUCUGAAGGAAUCUGUUUCGUCAAAUCUAUCACAAAUCAUUGCAUAUAAAAAUAUCAUCGAAGCUUCCGAGAACAUCAAUGUUGCGAUGAUUUUCGCCUUUACAUUUUAUGCUACUGGAACACUUUCGCCAAAUGAUUAUCGUGAAUUUAUUCGAACAAUUUCAAUAUCACAAGAGCAUCUCUUGUCGGCGAAACACUUCCUACAACGCGAUUUAUUUUCUGAGAGUAUCGAAAAUGAAUUAGCACAAUGGUAUUCAGAAUAUUCAACUUUCGUUAUGAAAACAGUUUUCAAAGGAAAAUAUUUCGAAAACAGGCACGAACAUGUCAUUGUUGACCAAAUGAGCAACAAAAGUCAAGAUCAAGGCAACGAUAGAAAAUAUAUGAAGUUCAUGGAAGAAAUUAUUCUACCGAAACUUGAAGAUUGUAAGAUGAUGAUAAGAGAAGAUAUCAGUUCUAAUCUAGAGAAGGACAUGAUGAAAGCUAAAUUUUUGGAAACAACGUCACUUGUGUUGCUUCUGCUUGUGGCAUGCAUUUCACCUUUGAUCAUGUUUCUAGUCAAAAGAGCUACAGACAUAAUUCAGACCUAUUCACACAUUCUGGUGGAGAAGACGAAUCAAUUACGAAUCGAGAAGAAUAAGUCAGACAAAUUGCUACGCCAAAUGCUUCCAAAAACAGUCAUUCAACAGCUAAAACAACAACGACAGGUGAUUGCUGAAAGCUUCGAUUGUGUCACAAUUUUCUUCUCCGACAUUGUAGGAUUUACAAACAUUUCAUCAAAUUCAUCUCCAAUGGAAGUUGUAACAUUACUCAAUACACUUUAUCGCUUAUUUGACUUAAGAAUUCAGAAGUUUCCAAACGUUUAUAAGGUUGAAACAAUAGGAGAUGCUUAUAUGGUAGUGUCAGGUUUACCAAAUAUUCUACCAGGAUCAAAACAUGCAUCAGAAAUUGCAUUCAUGUCUUUAGACCUGUUGAUUGGAGUUUCAACAUUUUUUAUUCCACAUCGUCCUCAUGAAAAUAUAAAAAUUAGAAUUGGAAUAAAUUCAGGAAGCUGCGUUGCAGGUGUUGUUGGAACGAGUAUGCCUCGUUACUGUUUGUUUGGUAUGCUAAUAAUGUCAAUUGUAUUCAAAAAAUACUUGAUUGUGCUUGAGAAUUUCAGGCGACACCAUCAAUGUUGCUUCACGGAUGGAAAGCACUGGAGAAGAUAUUUAUCAUCGGAUAUCAACUAUUAA
Molecule: messenger RNA, 1308 nt
Organism: Clunio marinus
Lineage: Eukaryota; Metazoa; Arthropoda; Insecta; Diptera; Chironomidae
Source: the annotation of a GenBank genome assembly